Messenger RNA from Rhinichthys klamathensis goyatoka, 2159 nucleotides. RefSeq names its product SH2B adaptor protein 3 (gene sh2b3). Gene Ontology annotation, cellular component: plasma membrane. The transcript has 8 exons. Bases 146 to 2113 code for a protein of 655 amino acids. The record is from RefSeq and is a predicted model, not a curated record. Lineage: Eukaryota; Metazoa; Chordata; Actinopteri; Cypriniformes; Leuciscidae. Gene Ontology annotation, biological process: intracellular signal transduction. Gene Ontology annotation, molecular function: transmembrane receptor protein tyrosine kinase adaptor activity.
GUCGCUGUGUCCAUGGAAAGUUUGUGUGUGUUUUUUUUUCCUUCCUGAAAGUUUACGCAGGACUGUUGUUGCGCGCAUCCAACAUGACAGAGAAAGUAACGGACACCACGGCUGGCAGUGAUUUCCUGCUGUGCUGGUUACUGCAAUGAAUGGUAACACUGUCCAGCAGACCACAAGCACUGCACUAUCCGUAGCCCCCCCCUGUGGAUGGAGGGAGUUCUGCGAGUUGCAUGCCAGCACCACGGCCCGAGAACUUGCCCAGCACUACCGGCGCUUUAUCAAAGAGCGGCCGGUACAGGAUGUGGUCCCGCCGGAAAAUUUCUCCAAGCAAUUCAGCGCACUGUUCCAGCACCACUUCAGCUGUGAGGUGGCUAAAGAUGCAGAAACCCCCCUGCGGCCACCACCAUUACUACCCAUGACCAGCCGCUUACGCAUCACUUCCUUCUCAGGGGUGCUGGAUUACCGGGAGACCGCGCGGCCAGGAGCGUCUCCGCUAGUCGCCGCGUUUGCGCCCAAACCAGAUGCCGUUGGCAUCCCUAGGGAACAGGAGCAGUUGCAGCGCUGCUCUCCUACAGACACUACACGCAGAACGCGGCCACACAGCCAGGAAGAUGAACACCCGGAGCGGAGGACCGCGUCAGAAAGAUACGCGCACCCUGCGUUUCCCUUCCCUUCCCGUAGUGAGGUAACACACAUUUCCGUCAGACGCAUCCGAGAAAGCGUAUCCCAACUCUUUAAGAAAUCUACGCAACUUGAUGAAUCUUCAAGUGGUUACCCUAGGGACGAUUCACUCCAGGUGGGCGGACCAUCUGCGACUGUUGAAAGCACCUCUCAAACCCCACCUCAGACUGUGCAGGUAACCGCCCAUCGCACCUCAAAGAAGGUUGCACUGUGGGAACGUUGGAAUCCAUUGCGAACUGUGAGACGGCGGCAAGAGACAGGAAGUGUUUGUAAAGAGGGGCAGCUGCGGUACCUGGAGGUGGAUGACACUAUCUCAGACACACCCCCGCAUUGGCUGCGCUGCCGCCUGCAGGUCAGGAGGACCAAUGACCACACAGCUAGCGAGAGGUACCAGCUAGAGCUCUACGACCCACCCAAGGACUACAAAACGCCAAAGCUUACCGUACACUGUUCGGACAUCAAAGAGAUCCGACGCUGUAAUCGCCUUGAGAUGCCAGACAAUAUGAACACAUUUGUCUUAAAGGUUACUGGCCAUCCACGUAGUUUUAUAUUUGAGGCGGAUAAUGAGCAGCGGGUGAGCUCUUGGACCACAGAGCUCAGAGAAUGCAUCACCAGCGGGUCAGAUAGUGUGGAUGGAGAACCGUUUCCUGUUAGUGACUCGCUGAAUGCAGUUCGCAGAGGGAGCACAGAGCCCAGUGGCCCGGGCUCUCUGGGAUUUGGACUCACAGAGCACGCCUACAAUAAAACGGAUCACUUCCUGUCCUCUUACCCAUGGUUCCAUGGGCCCAUAUCACGUGUGCGGGCUGCCUACCUUGUACAGCAUGCCGGGGUCAGCGGUCAUGGGAACUUCCUGGUGAGACAGAGCGAGACACGGAGAGGAGACUAUGUCCUCACGUUUAACUACCAGGGCAGAGCAAAGCAUUUACGUCUAUCUUUAACCGAAUGGGGUCAGUGUCGUGUGCAGCACCUGCGUUUCCCAUCAGUCUUGGACAUGCUGAAUCACUUCCGCAACUGUCCGAUCCCACUGGAAUGUGGCACCGCAUGUGACGUUAUGUUGGCCAAUUAUGUGCGGGUAAACCCCACUCACACAGGUCAGAGUUCGGCCGUGGGAUCUCCGGUGUUGGUGCCCUUCUCUCGCUGGAGCUCAGAGCCGAGUCUGGCUCACUGUAGCCCGGAUUCGUGCCCUCACAUGGCCCAGUCGUGUUCGCCCCCCUCAGCGUUAGUCGAGCUCCCGCACCGCGCGCCCCCUUCCCUUCCAGAUCGUCCCGUUCCCGUUCCCCUGCGCCGGAGCGAGUCAGUGGGCCGCAGAAACCUGCUCCGCCACCCCAACCCACUGCCGCCCCUCCUGCCCAACCGGGACUCUGACUACGAACUGGAGCCGCUGGACAGGGGGCGCAAGAGAGCCAUCGACAACCAGUACAUGUUCUUCUGACAGAGACGGGAUGAAAAAGCGAACAGAAGCCGCCGCGGAUGAAAAG